Molecule: messenger RNA, 2833 nt
Organism: Chlorocebus sabaeus (green monkey)
Lineage: Eukaryota; Metazoa; Chordata; Mammalia; Primates; Cercopithecidae
Gene: TSPAN12
Product: tetraspanin 12
Cellular component (GO): plasma membrane
Source: RefSeq, a predicted model, not a curated record
CCGCGGGCGGCUUUGAGCGAGGGGUCGCGGGAGCGGCCGGGGCGGGGGAAGGGGGUUUGAAUGACUAACCCGGCGUCUGCACAGCUGCACGGGCCCUAAUUCCCCCGCGCCCCCUCCCCGCCCCCCGCCCCCUGUCCCAGGCUAAUCCAUCACUCUGGGGCCGAAAACAUCAUUUCUCACGUUCUCCCAGAGAAACCCUAGUCGCCGGGCGGAAUCCCAGCUCCGCACUGCGCCCUCCGAACCCUCCCCCCACCCCGCAGUCCCUUGCAUUCACACCCGAGCUGCGGGGCAGGGUAGAGGGGUGCUGAGUUGGAGUGCCCAGGAACUGUCCUAACUGGAAGGGUGCUCAUGCUCUCGGGCUUGCCGGUGGCGCCUGUGACGUGUCCGGGGGCAGGGGGCAGUGUGUUUUCUAACCUUCAGGACAGUUCCGAGCAGAGCGGUCCCCGAGGAGGGGCGUGGUGAGGGAGGUUUUCAAGAGCGUCUCAUCAGAAUACACAGGGCCUCGUCGCGUGGUCCCUGAGAACGCGAGUUUACUGUGCGACUUCAUUCAUCCGGAUAGUUGCUCUUUUUUCCCAGCAGAUCGCUGUCGUUCUGCCCUUGGGAGUAGGAUGUGGUGAAAGGAUGGGGCUUCUCCCUUACGGGGCUCACAAUGGCCAGAGAAGAUUCAGUGAAGUGUCUGCGCUGCCUGCUCUACGCCCUCAAUCUGCUCUUUUGGUUAAUGUCCAUCAGUGUGUUGGCAGUUUCUGCUUGGAUGAGGGACUACCUAAAUAAUGUUCUCACUUUAACUGCAGAAACGAGGGUAGAGGAAGCAGUCAUUUUGACUUACUUUCCUGUGGUUCAUCCGGUCAUGAUUGCUGUUUGCUGUUUUCUUAUCAUUGUGGGGAUGUUAGGAUAUUGUGGAACGGUGAAAAGAAAUCUGUUGCUUCUUGCAUGGUACUUUGGAAGUUUGCUUGUCAUUUUCUGCGUAGAACUGGCUUGUGGCGUUUGGACAUAUGAACAGGAACUUAUGGUUCCAGUACAAUGGUCAGAUAUGGUCACUUUGAAAGCCAGGAUGACAAAUUAUGGAUUACCUAGAUAUCGGUGGCUUACUCAUGCUUGGAAUUUUUUUCAGAGAGAGUUUAAGUGCUGUGGAGUGGUAUAUUUCACUGACUGGUUGGAAAUGACAGAGAUGGACUGGCCCCCAGAUUCCUGCUGUGUUAGAGAAUUCCCAGGAUGUUCCAAACAAGCCCACCAGGAAGAUCUCAGUGACCUUUAUCAAGAGGGUUGUGGGAAGAAAAUGUAUUCCUUUUUGAGAGGAACCAAACAACUGCAGGUGCUGAGAUUUCUGGGAAUCUCCAUUGGAGUGACACAAAUUCUGGCCAUGAUUCUCACCAUUACUCUGCUCUGGGCUCUGUAUUAUGAUAGAAGGGAGCCUGUGACAGACCAAAUGAUGGCCUUGAAGAAUGAGAACUCUCAGCACCUGUCAUGUCCCUCAGUAGAACUGUUGAAACCAAGCCUGUCAAGAAUCUUUGAACACACAUCCAUGGCAAACAGCUUUAAUACACACUUUGAGAUGGAGGAGUUAUAAAAAGAAAUGUCACAGAAGAAAACCACAAACUUGUUUUAUUGGACUUGUGAAUUUUUGAGUACAUACUAUGUGUUUCAGAAACAGGUAGAAUAAAAAUGUUGUCAUAAAAUAAUACCUAAGCAUAUACUAUUCUAUGCUUUAAAAUGAGGAGGGAGAAGUUUCAUGUCAUGAGUCACCACCUGGACAACAAUUGAUGCCCUUAAAAUGCUGAAGACAAAUGUCAUACCCACUGUGUAGCCUGUGUAUGACUGAACACAGUUAUGUUUUGAGGCAGCAUGGUUUGAUUAGCAUUUUUGCAUCCAUGCAAACGAGUCACAUAUGGUGGAACUGGAGCUACAGUAAAGGUUGAUUUACUUCUACCAACUAGUAUAGAAAGUACUAAUUAAAUGCUAACAUAGGAAGUUAGAAGAUACUAAUAACUUUUAUUACUCAACGAUCUAUUCUUUUGAUGCUAAAUAAAUUAUACAUCAGAAAACUUUCAAUAUUGGUGACUACCUAAAUGUGAUUUUUGCUGGUUACUAAAAUAUUCUUACCAUUUAAAAGAGCAAGCUAACACAUUGUCUUAAACUGAUCAGGGAUCUAUUUGUAUAUAAGUCUGUGUUAAAUCUGUAUAAUUCAGUAGAUUUCAGUUCUGAUAAUGUUAAGAAUAACCAUUAUGAAAAGGAAAAUUUGUCCUGUAUAGCAUCAUUAUUUUUAGCCUUUCCUGUUAAUAGAGCUUUAAUAUUCUGUCCUGGGCUUAUAUUACACAUGUAACUGUUAAUUUAAAUACUUAACCACUAAUUUUGAAAAUUACCAGUGUGAUACAUAGGAAUCAUCACUCAGAAUGUAGUCUGGUCUUUAGGAAGUAUUAAGAAGAAAAUUUGCACAUAAUUUAGUUGAUUCAGAAAGGACUUGUAUGCUGUUUUUCUCCCAAAUGAAGACUCUUUUUGACACUAAACACUUUUUAAAAAACUUAUCUUUGCCUUCUCCAAACAAGAAGCAAUAGUCUCCAAGUCAAUAUAAUUCUACAGAAAAUAAUGUUCUUUUUCUCCAGAAAAAUGCUUGUGAGAAUGAUUAAAACACGUGACAAUUUAGAGAUUCUUUGUUUUAUCUCACUGAUUAAUAUACUGUGGCAAAUUACACAGAUUAUUAAAUUUUUUUACAAGAGUAUAGUAUAUUUAUUUGAAAUGGGAAAAGUGCAUUUUACUGUAUUUUGUGUAUUUUGUUUAUUUCUCAGAAUAUGGAAAGAAAAAUAAAAUGUGUCAAUAAAUAUUUUCUAGAGAGUAA